CCAGACGCCGCGUCCUUCCCCCGGACUGCUAUAAAACUCUGCAGCCUCCUCCGGGAGCCGCACUCCUCCUCCUCCUCCUCCAUCCAUCCAUCCGUCUCCAUCCAUCAUGUCGGUCGCCGUGGCCCGCAGCAGCAGCAGCUUCUCCAGCUCCAGCGCCAUGAGCCUCGCGCGGAGGCGCAUCUCCAGCUACGCGCCCAGCGUGCAGCUGGGACCGGGGGGCGUCGGGGUGGUGGCCUCGCGCUCCCUGUCCCGCUCCUUCUCCUCGUCCUCCUCCGCUGCAGCGGGAUCCUCCGCCAGCUGGAUGGCCGCCCUCUCCGGGGAGACCUCUGUGGUGGGGGACGAGAAGCUGACCAUGCAGAACCUCAACGACCGGCUGGCCGCGUACCUGCAGAAGGUGCGCUCCCUGGAGUCCUCCAACACAAAGCUGGAGAUGCAGAUCAGAGAGUUUUAUGAGAAGAGAGCUCCCACUGCUUCCAAAGACUACGCAGGCUUCUUUGUCACCAUCAGCGACCUGCGUGCUCAGAUUCUGCAGAAAUUCCUUGACAAUCAGAGGAUCAUCCUGCAGAUUGACAACGCUCAGAUGGCUGCAGAUGACUUCAAGAUAAAGUAUGAGACCGAGCUGAACAUGAGUAACAGCGUCAUGUCUGAUAUAUCUCAACUCCGGGGGGUCCGGGAUGGUCUGACCCUCACUGUCACCGACCUGGAGGGGCAGCUGGAAGGUCUGAAGGAGGAGCUGGUCUUCAUUAAGAAAACUCAUGAGGAGGACAUGAGCCAGCUGAGGAUCCAGUCCAGCGGCAGUGUGAACGUGGAGGUGGACACUGCCGAGUCCAUCAACCUGCAGAAGAUCCUGGAGGAGACGAGGGAGCAGUACGAAGCCAUGAUGUUGAAGAACACCAAGGAGCUCGAGCAGUGGUUCCAGACGAAGGUGGCGUCACUGCAGACUGAAAUCACCACUCGCACCACAGAGGUGAACACUUUCACCAGUGAGCUGUCAGAGCUGAAGAGGACCUACCAGAAUUUGGAGAUAAGUCGUCAGAGCAUCAUUGCAGAGCAUCAGUGUCUGCAGCAGAGUUUGGAGGAAGUGAACGCCCGGUAUGGCGUUCAGCUCAGCCAGCUGCAGGUGACCAUCACCACGCUGGAGACGGAGCUGCAGGAGCUCAGGCUCACCAUGGAGAAGCUGCAGACGGACUACAACAUCCUCCUGGACAUCAAGAUGAGGCUGGAGCUGGAGAUCGCCGAGUACAGGAGGCUGCUGGAGGGGGAGUACACCGAACGAAAAAAGGUUGAGGUUGUCGUCGUCAAGGAGGUGGAGGAGACAGUGGAGGAGCACAAACCCCACAUCGAGAAGCGAGUGCGCACCAUCGUGGAGGAACUGGUGGAUGGACGGGUGGUGUCCGUCUCUGAUGACGUUAAAGUGGAGUCCAUUCAGUAGCUCGCCUCUGCUCACUCCUGCCAAUGAGCUUCAGCGUGCAGAGCCGUGGAUUCAGAAAUGGAGCCCUUUCCCACGAAUCAGAUGUCGACUUUGGGAUUUUCUGUCUUGUUUUGCUGAGAAAUGUUUUGACUUGGUGGCAGCUCUUUCUCAUAAAUAUGAAACCUAAAUAUGAAUAAAGAUUAGAUGUGCAUUCUUCUAUAUUUGGUGCUUGAGUUCAGAUAAGUGAGUCUUUAACAGAGUUUAAUCACACAGCUGAUUUUUAGGCAUAUUAAUAAUCCAGAGGCGUCAACUCAUUUUAAUCAUCAUUAAUUCCAUUUCGAGGGGCUCAGGUCAGUAACCUGAGAGAAAAACAAACAUCAAAACAACUCCAAAUGGUUUCAGUGCAAAGAACACAUUAUAAAACAGUUUACUUUGAAUGAGAUGCAAUUUACACAGAAUGGUAAGUACAAUUUUAUUCUAUUAAUGAUGGUCUUUUUUUGACAUUUUUCAGCUCUCAUACAUGCUUUGAGGAUUUUCACUCUGACUUCCAUCCAGAUUAUAUUUUAUAGGUAAUUGGGGCUCAAUUUUGAUACAUCUGAAAGAACCAAAAUAAAGCAGAAGGUUGGAAAUCCGAAUUUUUUUUUACAUUACAGACAAAAAGAAAAAAAAUAAAAGCUCAACACUGUUUUCUUUGUGUGAUCUGUAAUUUGGAGUAUGAUGGAAGUUUUUUCUGUUUAUUCUUGUGUGAAUAAGUAUCAAGAAUCUUUACAGAGCGAUGAAUCUAUGCAGCUACAACUCUGUGCCUUUCAUCCAUCCAUCCAUUAUUAAUCCAUCUAUUCCUUUUAAUUUUUUGUAUGUUUUUUGUUGGUUGGGGUUCUGAAAAUUGUGGUAGCAAGGAAGCAUGCUUGGAAUUUGUUUGGAGGAGUAUCAGUUUGAAAUAAGUUAGAUAUUAAAUUUUUAUGGGAGAGUUAAGUUGCUUUUUCUUUACGUUUAUUUACAGUAUUGAUGAUUCCCUCACCUUCCACUGUUGUGAGGAACAUUGUGCUUUGUUUUGUUGUAUUUUUUCUAUGAGAUUAUCAUCGUGAUAUGGAUUAAGGAUUUCUUCCACCAGGUUUGGUCCAAUAUUGAUUAAAAAUGGGCCAAAAUGGGUCAAAAUGUUUCAAUAAAACUGUCAAUUCCA
This is a messenger RNA of Salarias fasciatus (jewelled blenny), 2591 nucleotides long. RefSeq names its product keratin, type I cytoskeletal 19-like. Bases 107 to 1432 code for a protein of 441 amino acids. Gene Ontology annotation, cellular component: cytoskeleton. The transcript is spliced from 9 exons. Gene Ontology annotation, molecular function: structural molecule activity. Lineage: Eukaryota; Metazoa; Chordata; Actinopteri; Blenniiformes; Blenniidae. The record is from RefSeq and is a predicted model, not a curated record.